Molecule: messenger RNA, 2526 nt
Organism: Labeo rohita (rohu)
Lineage: Eukaryota; Metazoa; Chordata; Actinopteri; Cypriniformes; Cyprinidae
Gene: ist1
Product: IST1 factor associated with ESCRT-III
Exons: 10
Coding region: 137-1201 (354 amino acids)
Biological process (GO): protein transport
Source: RefSeq, a predicted model, not a curated record
CGACCAUGUGACGUGUGGCGUCAUGAAUGAAGUCACGUCCAAGGCGGAAGUAAAUGCUAACUGAGCAGUCGCCCAACCAUUCUAAUCGAUACCGACUCGUUGCCAGCGUCUGAAGAGGAACUGACAUAUCUCCAUCAUGCUUGGUGGAGGGUUUAAAUCCGAGAGACUUCGUGUCAAUCUCAGGCUGGUCAUAAACCGCCUCAAACUUCUUGAGAAGAAAAAAACUGAAUUAGCCCAGAAGGCUCGCAAGGAAAUCGCAGACUACUUGUCGGCAGGCAAAGAUGAGCGUGCGAGAAUCAGAGUGGAGCACAUCAUCAGGGAGGAUUAUUUAGUGGAGGCCAUGGAGAUCCUGGAGUUAUACUGUGAUUUGCUGCUCACCCGUUUUGGCUUAAUACAGUCCAUGAAAGAACUGGACCCUGGCCUACAAGAAGCAGUGUCCACACUCAUCUGGGCUGCUCCUCGACUGCAAUCAGAAGUGGCAGAACUGAAGAUUGUUUCAGAUCAGCUGUGUGCCAAAUACAGCAAAGAGUAUGGAAAGCUGUGCAGGACAAACCAGAUUGGAACAGUUAAUGACAGGCUUAUGCACAAACUGAGUGUGGAGGCCCCUCCCAAGAUUUUGGUGGAGCGUUACCUCAUUGAGAUCGCCAAAAACUACAACGUUCCCUAUGAACCUGAUGCCAUGGUUCGGCCAGAGGUGUGUCCGGGUGAAGAGGCCGAUCUGAUUGAUGUGGACAGCGACUUCAAGAAGCCAGGAGGUGGCGGAGGCGGUGGAGGAGGGUUUACUGCUCCCGCUGUUGGCAUGCCUAUGCCCAUGCCCAUGCCCAUGCCAAUGCCCAUGCCUGCAGCUUUCAACUACCCAACACCCAAAGGAGCUGAGCCCUUUAAUGGUCCUGUUGGCACCUAUGAUGGCUUUAGCAACUUCCAGCCUCCAGUGAGAGGAGGGCAGCCCCCACAACUGCCCAGCUGCCCACCCACCUAUGAAUCUAUCGAUGAGUUGUCUGUCAAACCCUCUAAUCCUUCCCAGGUCGUCCCAGGCCCAGCCCCGUCUUCUCAGAUCUACGACAACUCUACCCUUCCCGAACUUCCAUCUGUUCCCGACACACUCCCAGCCUCCUCCUUCGGCGCGAACGCCAACACAUCAGACGACAUUGACUUUGACGACCUGUCACGACGCUUUGAAGAACUCAAGAAGAAGACCUAAUUACAGAGAGCGCAUCUGGGAGUCAAAACAUCUGUCUCAGCUGCCACACAAGAGUAAUUCAAUGUACCCUGUCCAUAUUCACAUAUUCACAGGUCUUCUGGUGGAGGUGUAAUAUAAUAUUUGUUAAUUAACACGAUGAAGGAUCGGAUGCUGUAUAGACACUUGUUUAUGGCUGUGGCAGAAAUUUAUACGCUCAUUUUAGACUUUUCCAUAACAUGUGGACUGUUGACAAAUCGCCUACCCUUUUAACAAGCACUUUGCUUAGAGGGCCUUGCUGACAGCUAAAACUAGUUAAUCAUCUGUAGUGUAAUCUCUGCGCUUUGUAUGACCACCGGAGAAAUCUAUUGAGUAUUUAUAUUAUAGAUUAGAUUAUAAUUCUGUCAUGUUCAAAAAGUUUUUCCCCAGCAGCAAAUCAGAAAACUGUACGACGCCUCUAGGAAAAAGCAGGUAGAACCUGUUGCCAUUAUUUACACCCAGAGUUGUGCAAUGCACUCUUCAAUGACUAUGAACCUGCAAACAAUUGUAUGAUGUCAUAGGUUGUUAGUGGAUCACAAUGUUUAUACAAAGUGACUCAGCUUUUUGUCAUUGACAGAAUUAGACCGGAUGCUCUGGUGUUCUCAAAUGAGCACCAAAGGUUGCUUGUUUCUGGUGGCCUGAGAGAUUCCUUUAUUUCAGCCUCACAUGUAUUGAGUCAUCUCUGUGUCCUCAAGUGACACAUUUCUUUUCUAUGUUUUCUGUUAACUCCUGUCAGCCAUCUUAAUUUGACUCUAAGGAAAGGCUUUGUAUUUUGUCUAGUUAAUAACACUCCUCUUUCUAGUCCUGUCCGUGUGUUUCUGCACUGAAUUUGCCUUAGUUUCCACAUCUCAAGCUGUGGCCUUGCUGUUCCACACCUUGGUCUGGGAAAUAUGACUUUCCUGACAGCUUGUACCAUGAACUCCACAUUUGAAUAAGUAUUUACAUGCUAAUUGUUCUCUUUGGUGGUUUUUUUUUUACCAUAUAUCAUUGACUUGUUUGUUAUAAGAAUUGACUGUGAGUGUCAAUGUCUUAUGUUUUGAAAGCUUUGUUUUGGAUGCUUUCCACUUGACUUUAUAACACUAAUUUGUGUUUUCUUUUCUUAAAUCAUCCAAAUACAAAUCUGGCAGUGUUUAGGUAUGUUUGAUACUUAUUUUAGCUUGCAUUGAAAACAUAUCUGAUGCCAUGUAAUAAAGUAUAUUUGCUCAUAACCCUUCUACUUCUCACCCAAAUAGUGAUUCACUGAUUGAAGCUUAAGAUUGUUUUCUUAGCACAACAUGAAUUAUAUUAAACUGCUGUAACAAAUUUUUCCA